AUGAAAGUUCGACAACAAAAUCAACUGGAAGGAAAAAAAUUAGAUCAAAAAGAUUCAGUUAUUGAUAUGCUUAUACAUUUAUGUCCUGAACAGUAUACUAUUGAAGAACUUCGAGCUCGUCCAUUAGCAGAAGGUGUGAAUACAUCAAAAAUAGAAUUUUAUCUAUCGGAUGAUGAUUUUCAAAAAGAAUUUCGUAUGACUAAAGAUGAAUUUUAUGCUUUACCAUAUUGGAAACAAACAAUUAUUAAAAAGUCACUUGGUUUUUUCUAA
Rotaria socialis is the source of this 270-nucleotide messenger RNA. The record is from the annotation of a GenBank genome assembly. Lineage: Eukaryota; Metazoa; Rotifera; Eurotatoria; Philodinida; Philodinidae.